Molecule: messenger RNA, 768 nt
Organism: Nematocida major
Lineage: Eukaryota; Fungi; Microsporidia
Product: hydroxyacylglutathione hydrolase
Exons: 1
Coding region: 1-768 (255 amino acids)
Molecular function (GO): hydroxyacylglutathione hydrolase activity
Source: RefSeq, a predicted model, not a curated record
AUGAAAGUGCACCCAAUCCGCACCGGAGAGACCAAUAUAAUGUAUUUGGUGGAGGGGGGAAACGGCGAAUUGGCUUUAAUAGACCCUGCCGACCCAAUAGAAAUAGAAAAGGCCGUGCAAAAAAUAUGUCCACGCCCCUCCAGCAUAAUUGUGCUUACAACACACCAUCACAGUGAUCACUCUGCAGGAAAUGCAAGCGUAAAAGAAAUGUUCCCAAGCUGCGAAAUAUAUGCAGGCUCUGCCCGAGCUUUCCACACGAAGAUCUGCCAGGACGGAGAGGUCAUCCGCAUGGGGGGAGUGGCCAUUCGCUGCAUCCACACGCCGUGCCACACGAUGGACAGCUUCUCCUUCUACUUCGAGCACUCCGGGGAGAGAGCUGUGUUCACGGGGGAUACGCUGUUCUACCUAGGAUGCGGGCGGUUCACAGAGGGCACUGCAGAGAUGAUGGAGGCCUCCCUUCGCAAAAUUGCCAGCCUUCCCCCGGAAACAAAAGCGUACUACGGGCACGACUACAGGGAGAGCAACAUGCGCUUCAGAAGAACACUCUCUGAAGACCCGGAGGCGUGCCACCCAGAAGCAGGAAUCUUUUUGACCGUAGAGCAGGAAAAAGAGCACAAUCUGUUCGUAAAUACAGAAAGGCUUUCUGCACGCGCAGAAUUUGCAGAGUUGUCCCCCACGGAGAGGCUGUCUCUUGUUAGAAGGAUGAAAGACGCAUUCAACGUGCAGGACAGUGCAGCAGCGCACGGGAGAGCAGCAGCGCACAAAUAA